AUGCAUGCCAGUGAUGAUGAUCUCCUUGAUGAUCCAGAGCCUUUCCGUCGUUUGGUGGGUCGCCUUCUUUAUCUCAGCUUCACUCGUCCUGACAUCUCUCACGGAGUUCAGCAAUUAAGCCAAUUCCUCCAACGUCCUUGCCGUUCCCAUUGGGCUGCUGCCACUCAUUUAGUUCGAUAUUUGAAAGGUUCUUCUACUAAAGGUCUUUUUUUUCCUAUGUUGAAUUCUCUUCAACUUAAGGCGUUUUGUGAUGCGGAUUGGGCUGCUUGCCCCGACACUCAGCGUUCUCUAUCUGGCUUCUGCAUUUUUCUUGGUCCAGCUUUUAUUUCUUGGAAAACCAAGAAGCAAUGCACUGUCUCUCGUUCUUCGGCCGAGGCGGAGUAUCGCAGCAUGGCUGCUGCAACUUGUGAGUUGAAGUGGAUCUCUUUUUUGCUUCGAGAUUUUGGCAUUGCCUUGGAUGGUCCCAUUCCUUUUCAUUGCGACAAUCAGGCCGCUCUACAUAUUAUGGCUAAUCCCGUGUUUCACGAGCGUACCAAACAUUUGGAUAUCGAUUGCCAUAUCGUUCGCAAUUGUUACAAGGAAGGCUUUCUUGAACCUGUUUUUGUCCGCAGUAAUGUGCAACUAGCAGAUUUAUUCACUAAAUCUUUGUCUUCCUCUCAAUUCUCUAGCUUGAUUGGGAUCCUAGUUGAGCUACAGACAGUCACAGGCAAAGAAGACGCGUGUUUCUUGUGA
Messenger RNA from Sesamum indicum (sesame), 732 nucleotides. NCBI's taxonomy places the organism in Eukaryota, Viridiplantae, Streptophyta, Magnoliopsida, Lamiales, Pedaliaceae. The record is from RefSeq and is a predicted model, not a curated record.